Molecule: messenger RNA, 3630 nt
Organism: Lingula anatina
Lineage: Eukaryota; Metazoa; Brachiopoda; Lingulata; Lingulida; Lingulidae
Source: RefSeq, a predicted model, not a curated record
AAAUAUUCGCCCAUAUCCGGGUCACCGCAUUCUUUCACAAUGCACAUCUUUAGCUGAAGACAUUUUCACAGUAGGCGAAACAGCGUUUUAUAUGAAACGCUUCUAUAAAUAGGAGUAAGCGCUAAAAUCUCAGACUGCGGAGAAUCGAGUUGACUUCUCUCAAGAGCACUUCGACGUCGGCUUAAUCUAACAAGUCACGAACUUUCUAAGCGCUCUCUCUGUCAACAGUCACAAUACAGGAUAUAUUAUCCCAGUGCGCUCGGCAUCAGAUUAGCUACCAACGUCACGGGUCACACGCCAGGUAGAUUACAAAACUGACGUUCUGUUCCUCACCUCACAUACCACAACACACGACAAAAUGGCAGACAAGGGAAGUCUAACUGUGAUACUUUUAGCGACAUUAUUACAGGUGUGUGAAGCCUACAGUUGUUAUUAUUAUGGCGGUUGCUGGUAUACAUGGUGGUACCUUUGGUUUGGCGUCUUUAUCCUCAUCUCCUGCAUCUCUGUGUGCACUGCAGCUUGCUGCCGACAAAACAGACAACGACAACUACAAGCCACGGUUGUGACCCCCCCAGCGGGUGCCCUCCAAACUAACCAGUACUCUGCCGGCUAUUACAUGCCCCCUAACGGCACCUACCCGCAACAACCGCAGGCAUGGGCCCAACCCAACUGGAACAUGAUGCCGCUAGAUGGCAGCACGGCCUCUCCAGGAGGAGCUUUUCCGCAGCCGCCCCCCUACAACCCUAGCAAGGAGGGCGAUGUGCCUCCCCCGUACGCCCCGCCCCCGUACCCAGGGGUAGCACCAGGGGUAGCACCCCAGAAUCAGAACGCCUACGUGCCACCAACUUCGAGUCCUCAGUAAUAAGGGCAUAUGAAGGUAGUCGAAGUCGUUUGGUGACUGUUGUUGACGUUUCCCUUAUUUUGUUUGUUGACCAAGGGAAAUGCGGACACGAAAGAGAUUAUUAUUGUGGAAAGUAUAUAUUAUGUAUUGUGACCCAAGAGUUCAGGUUUUUUUUAAUUAUUUUUUUUAAUAACGUGGAGUGAAAAAUACAUUGAAUCAAAAAGAAUCAUUUUGGCGCCAGAACAAUAUGUUAUUUAUGAGAGGGGAGUGUCUAUUAUGGUACAAAGGGAAUUUCGUAUGAAGAAUUAACGCAUUUUUUUAUGGGAAUUUAAUUAUAUUAUUGUGAUAAUAUUGUACGGCACUUAACACGAUGUCCCACAUGUAACUUACAGUUGACACAAAAUGUUGAUAGAUUUUGUAAAAGCACAGAACAAUAUUUGGAGGAAGAGAAUUGUUUGAGCUGUUAAUUUUGAAAAAGUGUCGUUUCAACUUUAUGUGAGUCGUUUUUGUUUUAAGUUUUGUAAAAACUUUUUCUUACAUUAUCCAGUUGGUCUAUGCAAUUAGAAUUUUCAUCACAUUUUAUCGAAAGUUAUAGAGGCGUGAUUUAACUGGAUAUGUAUACUGAUUUUAUUUUCUGAAAAGCAUUUCAAAUUUCUAGAUAUAGGUUAAUGGUCCGACAGACCAUGGGGUAAUGGAGAAUGCAUUGCCUUAUUUGCUUGAUAUAUAAAACAUAGAAACAGAAAGGUAGGGUGUAUUUUUAUGUGUUUACGAUAAGCUUAGAAAAACAUUCCUAUUUUUCAAUUUGGCAAGGAGAAAAGGGAAAAAUGAAAAUGCUAGACAAAGCUUGAGCGGCUGCUGCAUUGCACAAGUCAAGGAUGAGAUUUUACUUUACAAGUACGCUAUCAGACUGUAGCUGUUCUAUUUAGUAACGUUAUUCUUGGUUGGUUUGGCGUCUGGCAGGUAUUGUGUGCUCAAAAUCGAUAACAUACGUUGCGAAACAAAACUUCGCGUGACAUAUAAAAUAGCAAAAAAGCAACGGAACACCUUUCACCUUACUCAAACAGAAUUACUACUGCGAUUUAGCUGGCGCGUUCAUUUCUAUAGAGAAAAAAGAAAACUGCUUCUUACUUUUCAGAAGUCGCCACAAUACAUCUGAGAUGGGUUUUGAGAUAUAAAAUACUUUUGCCAUUUCUGCAAACAAUAUCGAAGUCUAGUACACAUGCAUAGUAUUCAUAGCUGUGUUAAUACUCCAAUACCAGGAAUAAUAUUAUUACCUGGAGUGGCUUAAAGCACAUUUUCCCAGAACCCAGGACGGAAUAGAUUAACGAUUUCUUACCUGACAUAAAAAAUGUUUCUGUCUGCAAUCGAUUUAGUCAAGUCAGCAGAGCUAGCUAAUACCGGCUACUUUUUCUUGAAGGAAUGUAGAAAGAAACCAAAUUAAAACAAAUUAAAAUAGACUGAUUGAAGUGGUGAAUGGGUUUAAAGAAUUUAUACGUGUAUCACCAUAGAAAAAAAGAGACCUUUGGUAGCCGCACAGUUAGUGCAUAAAAUAAGCGUUACAGCAUAGUUUCAUUGCUAUGGAAUAUGUUUUUCUUACACUACACAUAAACAUAUCAGCAAAGGUGUGAUAAUAUGUAAAUGUAUAUUUAUAGCGCUCACGAGAUUAGGAAAUUAUGUCCCACUAUAUAUAUAUGCAUGCCUUUUUGAUAUAUACACGUGCCUUAGCAGUUAUCGUGCUCUCCGGACGCAUUAGCUAGAAGACAAUAUGCGACUCAGACACAGAAAAAUAUUCUUAGGUCAUUGGUCGGACCGGACCCAGGAGGGGCCGAUCCUCUCUUUUAAAAUACACAGAAACUCCAGGGUCCCAUAUCAAUGAUAGUAUAAGGGGCCAAUGUCAUUUGCAAGAACGUAAUGGAAAACGGACUACGGUCCCAAGCCAACUGCCACCCUCGUCACCCAUUCUUUUUGGUAACCUAGUCAACAGCUUAACGCAUACAUGUGUUAUUGUCCAAUCAAUGAAGUUACUGUCUUCAAGUGAUAGGUCUGAAGCUGUUGAUAUGGCGCAGUGACCCCCCCCCCCUUUUUUUUUUCUACACACCCUCAACAUUGUUUGUCCAAUAAAGUCUCUGUCUACAGGUAGUAAGUCUGGAGAUGCUGAUUUAUAGUCUCUACCUAAAGUAACGCAGUUACUCCCCCUCCCUCUCCCUACACAUCCUCAGUCCUUCAUCGGCAUAAUAAUAUAAUGGUUAAACUAUAGUUCUUGUGCUUAAUAAAUCUUGACUAAUGAAAAUGCAUACUUAACAGUAGUUUUCAGCGGGUAGGUAGAUAGAUUUUCACAAGGGAUUACAUAUGUUAUUUCUACAUUUGUAUUGAAUAUUUGUUAUUAUGCUCAGAACGGGGCUUAGUCCUGUUGUAACAAACGAAUUACAUUCCAUGAUAUCUUGAUAUUUAAUAAUCUGUAGUCAAAUAUGCAGUCUAAUUGCUAUACAUAUGUUAGUAUAUCAUAAUUGCAAGUUACUUGGCGACUACUUUGUUAUUAUGUCGCUGAGCGUAAGUUCACAAAUAUACGACGAGGCCUAGGUCGAUUUUGUUUGGAUGACCUUUCCUCGCAGAUGUCUCUUUUUCAAAUGAGUGGUCGUAUGAAUACAAUAUUGGCUUAAAAUGGAAAAGAGUCCUCGACCAGAAAGUAGUAAUUACUGAAAUGUUUCUAAAAACAUGUCAUGAAAUAUUCAAGAAUUGCUUUAUUUUCUCCGCACUCUUUGUUGUAAUAAAUAUAUAUUUUUAUAUAA